Danaus plexippus (monarch butterfly) is the source of this 6283-nucleotide messenger RNA. Its product is annotated as zinc finger protein 91-like. Gene Ontology annotation, molecular function: zinc ion binding. Gene Ontology annotation, cellular component: nucleus. NCBI's taxonomy places the organism in Eukaryota, Metazoa, Arthropoda, Insecta, Lepidoptera, Nymphalidae. The record is from RefSeq and is a predicted model, not a curated record.
AGAACGACAGGUGGUCGGCGACUCGACCCAGCUAUUCCGACCGAACAUCGACUUCUCAUGCUCAUCAUCAGCCGCUAUCGUGCCCAAGCAAGAACGAUAUGCAGUGCUUUGUGUUGAAGUGGUCGUGGUGACAUGGCGUCCGUGUUUUAAGUGUCGUAGAAAGUGUAAAAAUAUUCAAAAUUUUGUUUAUUUACAAUGAAUGUAAAUUAUGACCGUGUUUGUAGACUGUGCUUGUCAUCUACAUGUGAAUUACUACCGAUUUUUCCUACCACCAGUUCGGAUGACUCGGAACCUCCUGUCCUCGCUUCGAAGAUUAAAGAUUGCGUGUCAGUACAGAUAAGGGAAAAUGACGACCUGCCAACCAAUGUCUGCAGGAAAUGUAUGGAUAAUGUCAAUAACUGGCACAUAUUUAAGGCAGUAUGUGAAAGAACACAAAACAGAUUGCUUUCGUUUUUAAAUAAGGAGAGUGACCAACUAGAAGAGGUGAAAAUAAAAAAUGAACCUUUAUCUGAUGAAGCCUAUGAUGAUGGAGUAGUUAUUGAUGGUUCAUAUCCUGAAAGUGAAAAUGCAGCCCCAUCUAGUAAGGUCCAACCGGAGGGUCCACCUAUCUUGGCUUCAUUGGGGCUCACACCAAGAAGUGAUAAGGGAAUGGAUAGUGAAAAGGAUGAGGACUAUGAAGAGGAGGAAGAAAUUGACCAACAGCAAUUCACACACGUCCCAAACAUGCCAGAAGUUUCCAUUACGGUCAUGAGACCAACCGGUGAAACUCUUCACGCUCGUCAGGGUAUUCAAGAAAUAGCGUCCAAGGAUUGUCUAGUUUGUGGAAGGUCGUACAGAUAUUCUCACAAUGCCAGAAGACAUGAAUUGAACGCGCACAGCUUUGACAGAUACACAAAUAAAAUAACGAAUAAGAAACAGCAAUCACACAUGCAACCAAAGUUCAGGCCGAAUCCAUUCAACCCCAAAGCCCGCCUCAUGCCGAAUCCCAUAAGCCACAAAAUGCAAUUUCAUUCAAAAUCAAUUCCGGGUAGAAUGCCACAGAGGAUUGUCGCACCGCCGAAGCCGAUACCAAUUAAAACCGCUAAAGCUUCGCAGAAUAACUUGCCAUAUCCUCUUCGUAUAAAAGCAUUAAAAGAUCUGCAGAUCAAAAAGAAGGAACCGCAAAUUUUAAAGACACUAUUGACUUCCAAACCGGAAGUUUUGGUGUCUGAGCCUGAAAUAAUUAAUUCAGGUCCAGAAAGUCCUGAGACGUUAAUUUCCGAACCGGAAAUAGCGUCUUUCCAAGUGGAGACAAUUUUAUCAGAACCAGAUGGAUAUGUCAAUCAACAACAAGAUGAUGACGAAGGUGUUAACGAUAAUAACCAAGGCCAACACUAUGACACCGUUGAUAUGGAAUCUGAUAAUGAAAUUGAAAUUGCACGGCAAAAUGAAAACGAGAUUGAUGUAGAUGAGAAUCCCAUGAAUGAUCCCGAAGAAAACCAGAAUGAUGAAGAGAAUAAUAUGGAUGAUGGGCAAGAGGACAGUGAUAGGGGUAUUGAUGAUAGUGAUGACAGACAGGAGGAUUUAGUAAAUAACGUGGAUGGUGAAGGUGGUGAUGCCAAAGAAAGUCAGGAUGAUGAGGCGGAAAAAGAUAAUUACCAAAAUAUUAAGAAUGAAGAUAAUGAAGAUGACGAAAUGCCAGCAUUGAACAUUGCACCCGUCGUCGAGAUAAAUGAAGACAUGCAAACCAACUCUUACAAUAGUGACGGUAACGAGGAAGAAGAAGCUGACGAAACGGUUGAUCCAAAUGACACGGUUGAUGGUGAUGAAGCCGAAAAAGAUUUGGACCCAGAUAAGGUGUACAUCACAAAAACUCAAAGAGACUUCAUCUUGAAGUACCGUGAUAUCAUCGAACAGAUCAAUACCAAGCGGUGUCUUUGUUGCAAUAAAGAACAUCCACGCAGGAAAGCGGUUAUACAGCAUUUGCAGAAAAACGGACACAAAGUCCCAAAGCACACUUGUUAUAAUUGCGUAGUGACCUAUGGACAUAUCGGUGCUUUGUUGAGUCACAUGAGAUCGAACACUUGUACUGAUCUGUGGAAAAUAAUUUAUAACGAAAAUGGUAUAACCGAUGAUAUCGUGUUAGAAGAUAAACCCGAUAACAAAAUUCCAUACAAAGAUGUUGUUAACGCUAGGUCCUAUGCUUGUAAAUUAUGUCCAGCGAAAUUCCAGCUGAAACAAUUUAUUAUGAAACACGUUUUAGAUGUCCACGAGGAUGGCCAAUCACGUGUUCCGUUUUCUUGCGUCCAUUGUGGAAUGAGGUUUAAAGACAAAAAUAUUGGUAAAAGACAUAUUCGCAAUGGAGAUUGCACUGUGUAUAUAGCUUGUGAGUUAUGUUCUGACAAGUUUUUGAACAUGCAAGAUUUCAAUGAUCAUGCUGUUUCCGUGCAUGCUGGCAACUUAGAUCCCGAAAACCAAAACAAAUGUGUGGACGGUCGACCGACUGAUUGUCCUAUCUGUGGUAAGAAGAACAGUAGUUAUCCCAAUUUAGUGAAGCAUUUGAAAGCUGUUCAUAACGAAGAAAAGCCUCAUCACUGCCAACAUUGUGACUCUAAAUUCGAGCAAACUACUGAUCUUAACAAGCACAUAUACAUGGAACAUUCUGAUAGAAGUUUGGGUAUGCAGUCUAUCGAGCCCGACAUGUCCAUUGUGAAGGAGGAAGCCGAAGAAUAUCAUUAUUCAUGUACGGAAUGCAACGCCAUCUUUGAAACUGUCGACGCGUGGACAGAUCAUCAAGUUGCCGAACACAACCAGGUCGCACAUCACUGCGACCAGUGUGAAAAGAAAUUCUUACGACCAUCAGAACUUGCUGAACAUAAAAACACACAUUUGCGAGUUAAAUUUUAUCCAUGUAACGUAUGUUCGAAUUCCUACAGCACACCACAAAAGCUGACCGAGCAUAUGCAGCAGAUGCAUCCUGGGUCCAACGCACGUGGAGGUGAUAGCGAUUUCUAUUGCGAUAUAUGUGUUAGAUCGUUCAAGAGCAGACAAGCCUAUUCUAAUCACAUGCGUAUACACUCUAGAGUUCCGACAACUAACAGGAAACCAGGAGAAUCAAAAGGAUUUGCUCCUCAAAUUGUCGGUAAACCCAUAAAGCAAUUCAUGCAGCCUGGUUAUAGCCCCUACGUCCCCAAUGCACCAUAUUGUUGUGACAUUUGCGGAAAAGGAUUCAUGCAUAAGAAAAAUAUAUGGAAACAUAAAAAAGUGCUACACGCCGAUCUACUUAAUGAUAGGAAUGACAGCGAGGAAAAUACCAUGCAUGCUUCUACAGAAGAGGAUGAGUAUAAUGUUGAUGAAAACGGUGCCAUUUUAACGACGCCACAAUUUAAUAGUUUUAAUUUCACUAACGACGCUUUGCCAUAUUCAUGUGAGUUAUGCUACAAACGUUUUCCGCUGCGGACGUAUUUGUGGAAACACAAACGCGCCAAGCACGGCAUCACCAAACCUAACGCUGGUGAAGCUUCAGAAACGCAAACACAGCCGUCAUCGGCUGAAGGGAGAUCUAGUUGUACGAUAUGUAAAAUAACAUUCUCCGAUAAGAAAUCAUACUAUCGUCAUAGGAAAAACGUUCACAAGUCGACUGUCCAGAUGUGUAAGAUAUGUGGAAAGCCUUUGAAUUCAACUUUGGAAUUGUACGAGCAUCUUAAAGCUGCGCAUGCUCGCGAGUUACUUGGAUACAACGCCAACCAAGGUCCGAGUAAAUCGCAGGAGGUUGUUCAGGAAAUGGAGGUGGAAUAUGACGAGGAUCAAGAUUCCGCUGACCCGAGCGUCGAUUACCAAGCCAGAUACCCGUGUGAUACUUGUGGGAAGCAGUUCGUUGGACUUCUUGCUCUGCAGAAUCAUCAGUGUAUAAACCAGAUUCAGACACAGCCACAAACAUUCGAAUGCGAAAUUUGUCACAAGAGCUACACGUCAAUUGCCGCACUGAAGAGCCAUCGGGGAUGGCAUUUACGGUCUCCAGAUGGAAAAGCGGCUGCCAAUAACACUGGUUUAUGGAUGCCCCAAAACAAAGUGACGACCAAAGUCAGCAAACACGAAGUUGUAGAUCCGUCUCAACUCGCGCGUGUUCAACAUUCAACACCAGCCAAUAUUGCUAAAAGGAGAUUACCGCCGGAAGUCGAAAUAACUGUGGUCAAUCCGAACAAAAAGCUUCGGUCCGAUGAUUCUAUUGAAUUAGAUCAUCAGAACAAUUCAUCUGGCGGUCCCGAAGAUAAAUACUGUAACAUUUGCGAUAAAGAAUUCACGAAGCGAGCGGCCUACCAGCGUCAUAUGGACGAAGUUCACCAACCGAACUCCGUGUUCUGUCCCGUAUGCGACAAGAGCUUUACCAGGAAAUCGACAUUAAUAGUUCACAUGAAGAAGCACUACGAAAGCGGAGAAGGUACAUCAGGGUCCACGCAAAUGGAUGAAGAUUCGCACACGUGUGACGUAUGCGGCAGUGUGUUCGACAGCUCGAAGUCUCUGAUGGCCCACAAGAACAUGCAUCAUGGAGAGGAUGAAUCCGACCAGUCUGAAGACGACGGCGGUGCGACUAUACAGCCCCCAGGCGAGUUCACGUGCGCUCAGUGCGGCGACGGCGUCGCUACACCACGCGACUUAAUAGCACAUCGAGCUAUGCACGCCACUCCGACGAAGUUCUUCUGUAAUAUUUGCAAGGUCUACUUUGCUAGAGCGUUGGACCUCUCCUCCCACACUCGAGCCAGACAUUCUGACAACGAAAAAGUAUUCUUCCCUUGCGCGAUGUGCGACCGUUUCUAUAUGAACAAGAAGAGUUUGCAACGCCACAUAGAAAUGGCUCACUGAUACUGAUUCAGGACUCGUGUCGAUCUAGUAAUUAGGACCACGGUUUCGGUUUGAUUGAGUGUUUUGGAAACAUUGUCCGCGGUGAACAUUAGUGGUCGAACUAAGUGAUAUUAGAGUGUCAUUUUCCUAUUGUAAAUAUAUAUAUCAUAAUGUUGUUUAGCUUCGUCGAGAGGAUAUCUACUGAGCGAUUUUUUUUACACUUACAAUUCAUUCCUUGGUUGCCGGCGAGCGGAGUUUUAAACGUUUAAUUUUAAAUAUAUUAUUUUUAAUUAUUAAGUAUUUGCUCACGUGUUCUGUUAUUUAUUUUUUUUGGUCCAUUGCGUUAUGGAUAUUAAACAUUUUGUUUUAUGCAGUGGGUCGUUACAAGCUGGCGUUGAGAACAAUAGGUUAGUUAUUAUUAUUUUAAAGAUAAUGUGGUAAUUAAGUGAAGUUAUUAUCUUUUCUAUAUUUUGAAUAUUUGAAUCGGGCCAAAAUUUUGAUUAUAGUCAUUAACAGUCACUAAACUGUUUAUAUCUAAGUACCAACGACAUUUUCUUAUAAAAUUAAGUCAAUAAGUCGGUUCUCGGGCGCGUCCGCUUGAUCUAUAUGAUUUUUUUUAUUUUACAUUACUAUGUAAAUAUUUUCAUACUCUGAUUAGUAAUUUGAUUAUUUCGAUUGGGAAAGGCGAGGUCGUAUAUUAAGUUUUUAUUAAAAUGUACUGAUUAUUUUAUAGUAAUUUCAAAUGUAUAUUUUAUACAAACUUAUAACCACUAAGGGCGUUAUCUCCUCAUCUAUGGUAUUCUAUCUCGGGGCCUAAUUUUUAGGACAGGAAAAAGAAUAUGCCUUCUAUAUAAAGCACAAUUAAAAUUACUAGCGACUACAAAGAGAUUUCUCGAAGAUAUUUUUCUAUUGUUGAUAAAAAUGUUUUAAGCAAUAGUUAUUUAUUCGACUACCCUCAUUUAUUAACAUUUAAUAUAAUAUUGUUAAAUAGCUGUUUAUUUAUAUAUUGAUAUAGUGUUACGGUGAUUAUUUAUUCUGAGUUUUAGAAUAGAUAAUAAGAAUUUUAUUUUGAAUAAUGAUUUCGCAUGUAUCUUAUCUGAAUUGUAAUACGUUUACGUGAGAAUAUUACGUGUAUAGAUGUUAAGUUGUUUGUUUGUUUUUACAAAAAUCUUAUAUCCCGGCAUGUGAUGUCUUAUUGUAAGUAACAGCGAGGUGUCUCUACCAUCAUUGUUUGAAAAUUUUCCCAUACAAUACAUGCUAUUGAAGAUGGUUUUAUAUUAAAUCCAUUGACAAUUCCUUAUAUAUAUAUAUAUGUGAUUAAGCAAUCCCUUGUCAAAUAUUGAAAUAUUGUGUUAUUAAUAUUAAAAUAUUUUUAAAUUAUGUAAUUAGAAUACAUAUAUUUGUCCAUAGAUGAGGUUUGUUAUGUCAACUUUGUGGUUUCAAUAAAGUGACUUAAUGAUAA